CAACUCUAUAGUUGACAUAUGUUACCACCACAUACCUAACAACCCUGUAUUAGCGGAGUUUUUUCCUUAACGAUUGCAGGCUAGUGAAAAAUUUCGAUCACAUACCUUUACAAUGGCUCUACGCGUUCUUAACAUGGCUUUGCGCCGUCAAUUGGCCGCCCAAUUGCCCCGCACAUCUCAAGUUGGCAGCGUAGCCUCCGUCCACACCUUGGACAAGAUUGGCAAACGUGAAAUUGUUGGCUACGGCUGGAACGGCACCGCCUGCUAUGUAGACCGUGUCGACUACCCAAUGCCCCCAAUUCGCUUCCGUGAGCCCACCAACGAAAUCAACAACUUGCGCGAAAAGGAGAAGCAAGAUUGGAAGAAAUUGAGCAUGGAGGAAAAGAAAGCUUUGUACCGUGCCAGUUUCUGCCAAACCCUCGCCGAAUUGAAGGCUCCUUCUGGUGAAUGGAAAAUGCAUUUGGGCAUGGGUUUGUUGUUCGCCAGUGCUGCUAUUUGGGUUGCCAUCUUCAUGAACUUGUUUGUCUACGAUGAAUUGCCCAAUACAUUCGAUGAAGAGCACCAAAAGGCCCAAUUGAAACGUAUGCUCGAUUUGGAAAUCAACCCCGUCACUGGCCUUUCCUCCAAAUGGGACUACCAAAACAAGAGGUGGAAGAACUAAACAUGCACGCCCGCCCAACUGUGCUGAAAAUAGUUAUUUCUUUUCUAAAUUUAAGUCGGCUCCAAUGUCAAUGUUUAGCCCAUUUGUUAUUGUGACUUAAGGAGAUAAAUACGAUUCCAGCUCUGAUUCUAAAGCAAAAAGAGCUUAGCUUUAAAUAACAAUUCUUAGUCAACUUCAAAAAUUCUAUUUAACAUAAGAAUGAGAUAUAAAGUAAAUGCAAGCAAAAUACAAGAGUCUGCAAUAAUGGUGUGCUAAAACAAUA
Molecule: messenger RNA, 923 nt
Organism: Stomoxys calcitrans (stable fly)
Lineage: Eukaryota; Metazoa; Arthropoda; Insecta; Diptera; Muscidae
Gene: COX4
Product: cytochrome c oxidase subunit 4 isoform 1, mitochondrial
Exons: 3
Coding region: 113-661 (182 amino acids)
Biological process (GO): mitochondrial electron transport, cytochrome c to oxygen
Source: RefSeq, a predicted model, not a curated record